Molecule: messenger RNA, 1364 nt
Organism: Suillus discolor
Lineage: Eukaryota; Fungi; Basidiomycota; Agaricomycetes; Boletales; Suillaceae
Product: S-adenosyl-L-methionine-dependent methyltransferase
Exons: 10
Coding region: 23-1285 (420 amino acids)
Molecular function (GO): methyltransferase activity
Source: RefSeq, a predicted model, not a curated record
CCCGGACUAGUCACUGAGCACUAUGCCUGCUGGAACAGUACCACUCACUGACGAAGGGAUUGUCAGCGCAGUAUGCGAUGCCUACACUGACAUCGCUAAGAAAAGCGUGCACACAGCAUACGCUGAAGCAGCUGCAGAGGCGUUCGGAUACACCGCUGAACAGCUGAGCUCCGUCCCAGCAGAAUCCUACAUGGGACUCAGCUGCGGAAAUCCCGUGGCAGUAGCAUCCAUCAAAGAGGGAGAAACUGUUCUUGACUUGGGCUCUGGUGCUGGCAUCGAUGUCCUCCUUGCAGCCCAGAAAGUCGGUCCUAAGGGACAAGCCAUCGGUAUGGAUAUGUCGACAGAUAUGAUCGAUCGAGCGCGUAAGAACGCUUCUAAGCAAGGGUAUAGGCCACCUCAGCUGACACAGCCCCUGCCUCUGGAAACCGCCUCCGUAGAUUGCAUCUUGUCCAACUGUGUUGUUAAUUUGCUUCCUGAUGCGGGGAAGGCAGCCCUCUUGAAAGAGUGUUAUAGGGUCCUCAAACCUGGUGGACGUCUUGUGGUUGACGAUAUUAUCGCGAAGAAGCAGCUUCCGAAUGCCAUCCGAUCCGACUUUUCGGCCUACAUUGGAUGCAUAUCCGGGGCGCUUCAGUUGGAGCAAUACAAAGCUCUUAUGAAACUUGCUGGGUUCAUAGAUACGUUGUUUGUUGAGACCGGCGGAGAUCUCAAGGUCUAUGAAUCCGCUGGACCCACAUGCGGUGGCGUACCUUCAUCUAGCCCCUCGCCUAGAUGUUGUGCGGCCACUACUAGUGUUCUCCCUCAGACUAUCAUCGGGAACCUCAACGAAUUGGCUGCUUCAUACCAGAUAUACGCAAGAAAAGUCUCCUCAGAUAAUGGAGCUGCGGAAAAAUCUCCUCUAGCACUUGUUCGCUGGUGGGAUGCAUAUCCGAAAGACCAUUUAACUUCCGGUGAAGUUGCAAGUUUGCUUCGCGACCCCGAUCGUUCAGACUAUGCUAUUAUUGACGUUCGAGAGAAUGACCGCGUUGGUGGUCAUAUUCUGAGAAGCAUUCAGUGGCGAGCAGACACGUUUGUCGGUUCACUAGACAUGUUUUACGAUGAGUACGGCAAGACAAAACAGGUUAUUUUUUACUGUGGGAGCUCCAAAGGACGUGGAUCUCGAUGUGCUGCUUGGUAUCAAGAUUAUCUAAAUGGCAAAGGUAAUACGGAGUCGAAAGCUUGUGUUCUAGAAGGCGGAUACUAUGGAUGGAGAUAUCCUGAUCUAGUGGAUGGAGCAAGCAGUCUGUGAAAGGCUAUUAUAACACAUGUACGGAAUACAGGGUUUCAAUGCUGAAGUAAAGUAAGGCAUUCUCUGCAGAUAACAUUUC